UAACACGCAACAAAAUGUUCACCAAAAUUAUAACUUUCACCGCACUCCUGGCUGCAGCUAAUGCUGGCCUUUACGGUCAUGGACAUGCCGUGUCCUCCCAAAACAUCAUUCGUCAUGAUGAGGCUUCCCUGCACUACGCCCAAGCUGCUCCAGUAGCGCACUAUGCCGCACCCAUCGCCCACUACGCAGCCCCUAUUGCCCACUACGCCGCCCCAGUGGCUCACUAUGCCGCUCCUCUGGCCCACUACAGUGGUCAUCAUGAAUACGCUCAUCCCAAAUACGACUUCGCGUACUCAGUAGCUGACCCCCACACCGGCGACCACAAGUCCCAGCAUGAGUCCCGCGACGGUGACUCCGUGCACGGCUCCUACUCCCUGGUCCAACCUGACGGCUCCGUCCGCAAGGUCGACUACACCGCUGAUGAGCAUCAUGGCUUCAACGCUAUAGUCCACAACUCGGCUCCCUCCGUACAUCCCAUCGCCCACCACCAUCAGAUAUCUAUGUUGCUAUGUUCAUACCACACAGAAGGUCACUUAAUAUUAGGAGGUAAUCGCACGGAACUUGCGCAUAGAACACACGACAACAUGUUCAGCAAAAUUGUAACUUUCGGUGCUUUCUUGGCCGCGGCCAAUGCCGGACUCUACGGUCAUGGACAUGCCGUGUCCUCCCAAAGCAUCAUUCGUCAUGAUGAGGCUCCCCUGCACUACGCCCACGCUGCCCCAGUGGCGCACUAUGCUGCUCCCAUUGCUCACUACGCCGCCCCUAUUGCCCACUACGCUGCUCCAGUUGCCCACUACGCCGCCCCAGUUGCCCACUACGCCGGUCACGAUGAAUAUGCUCAUCCCAAAUACGACUUCGCAUACUCAGUAGCUGACCCCCACACCGGCGACCACAAGUCCCAGCAUGAGUCCCGCGACGGUGACUCCGUGCACGGCUCCUACUCCCUCGUCCAGCCCGAUGGUUCUGUCCGCAAGGUCGAUUACACCGCUGAUGAGCACCACGGUUUCAACGCUGUAGUGCACAACUCCGCCCCCUCCGUGCACCCAAUUGCUGCCCAUCAUCACCACUACUGAAUAAAUAAAUAUAAAUAAACAUAUUCGAUAUUUCCCGAUUAUGUUGUAAUGGAAAUAAUAUUCUUAUUGUAAUAUU
Molecule: messenger RNA, 1149 nt
Organism: Bombyx mandarina (wild silkworm)
Lineage: Eukaryota; Metazoa; Arthropoda; Insecta; Lepidoptera; Bombycidae
Cellular component (GO): extracellular matrix
Source: RefSeq, a predicted model, not a curated record